Osmerus eperlanus (European smelt) is the source of this 2170-nucleotide messenger RNA. Its product is annotated as E3 ubiquitin-protein ligase TRIM39-like. Bases 98 to 1807 code for a protein of 569 amino acids. Lineage: Eukaryota; Metazoa; Chordata; Actinopteri; Osmeriformes; Osmeridae. The record is from RefSeq and is a predicted model, not a curated record. The transcript is spliced from 8 exons. Gene Ontology annotation, molecular function: zinc ion binding; protein binding.
UAAACCCUUUACUGAGUCACAAGCAUCUACUCAACACACCUCUGCAGAAGACCUAGUUUGUGAUCGCGUUUACAGCAGUUCAACAGCGACCACACCCAUGGCGCCCCCUGCCCUGUCGGAGGAUCAGUUCCGUUGCUGCAUCUGCCUGGACGUCUUCACUGACCCUGUCUCCAUCCCCUGCGGACACAACUUCUGCCUGGCCUGCAUCAACGGCUUCUGGGACGUGCAGAACCGGAGCCAGUGUCCCCUGUGCAAGGAGAGCUUCCAGCGUCGCCCGGAGCUCCGCAUCAACCGGGGCUUCGCCGACAUCGUCGAACACUUCAAGAGCUCGCUGGGCGAGCGCGAGGCCGACGCCACCGCCGCCGACGUCGCCGCGGCCGAGAGGGUUCCCCCGGGCGCCGUCGCCUGUGACGCGUGCCCCGGGGGGAACGCCCAGGCCGUGAGGUCGUGUGUGGACUGCCGGGCGUCCUACUGCCAGGCUCACCUGGAGCCCCAUCAGAGGGAUCCGGCCCUGCGGGAACACAGGCUGGGCGAGCCGGUCUCCUUCCCCCCGCGGGGGCUGUGCCGCCAGCAUGGGCUUCCCCUGCUGCUGUUCUGCAGGGUGGACCGGACCCCCCUCUGUGUGAGGUGCACGGAGACGGAGCACCGGGCCCACAGCGCUGUCCCUCUGGAGAGGGUGAGCCACAACAUGAGGACACAGGUGGAGAGAAUUGAGGUGGAGGUGCUGCAGAUGAUCCAGACCAGACAGGAGAAGGUGGAGGAGAUCCAACACUCGGUGGAGGUCAGCACGAGAAGUGCCGAGAGAGAGAUAGAAGUGAGGGUUCAGUUGCUGAGUGAACUGGUCAGCUCCAUCGAGCGAAGCCGGGCUGGCAUGGUGGAGGAGAUCCAGGUGAAACAGGCAGCGACCGAGAAGAGGGCCGAAGGCCUCAUCCAAGAUCUGAAACGGGAGAUCUCUGAGCUCCAGUGGAGGAGCGCUGAGUUGGAGCAGCUCUUACACACCGACGACCCCCUGCUCCUCCUCGAGAGUUUCCCCUCUCUCGCCUCCCUUCCUCCCACCCAGGAUUGGUCUGAGGUCAGCGUGCACUCUGACCUGUGUGUGGGUACCGUACGGAAAGCCAUGUCCAAGCUGGCAAACACCUGCCAGAAACUGGAGAGGGAGUUGUCCGACAUUGAGCUACGGAGGGCCCAGCAGUAUGCAGUGGACGUGACUCUGGACCCAGCCACAGCAGCAGCCUGGCUGGUUCUGUCAGCAGACGGGAAGAAGGUGAGUCUGAGCCAGCAGAAGAGGCAGGUGAAGGUCUGGGACAGCCCACUGAGGUUUGACUCCUGCGUCUGCGUGCUGGGCAAGCAAGGGUCCGCCACCGGGAGGCGCUACUGGGUGAUCCAGGUGGGCAACAAGACAGACUGGGAUGUGGGCGUGGCCAUGGAGUCUAUCAACAGGAAGGGGAGUGUCCUGGUUAGACCUGAUCAGGGUUUCUGGGCAGUGUGUCGGCGGAAAGGCGGGGACCUAUAUGCUUGUACGGGAUCCCCCACCCCCCCUUGCCUGAAGGACAGGCCCCAGAAAGUGGGGGUGUUUGUGGACUACGAGGAGGGGCUGGUGUCCUUCUUCGACGUGGAGGCCGGGGCUCACAUCUACUCCUACACCGACUGCUCCUUCAGGGGGGAGAAGCUCCACCCAUACCUCAACCCAUGUCUCCAUCACAACGGGAGGAAUGCCGCCCCGUUGGUCAUCUGUGAUGUGAAGGGGGCGGGGCUUGUGCAGGAAGUGUCCACCGAGACCAUCCUGCCCCUUCAGUGUGUCCUGUGACCUAGCUGUCAAUCACUCGUUUGCUGGUGAUGUGAUCACGCAUCUGCUGGAACAGACGGGGUCUUCAAGAGAGAGAGAGAGAGGAGAGGGCGAGAGAACAGGAUCCAGAGGGGGGAUGAGGAGGAGAGAGCAGGGGGGAGAGUUUCAGAGAGAGAGAGAGAGAGAGAGAGAGAGAGAGGAGAGGAAAGGGGAGGUACUGUAUUAAAAGGAGAGAAAAGGAGAGAGAAAAAAUUUUUGAGCGAAAGGGAAAGAGAGAACGUAGGAGGGGCAGAGAGAGAGAGAGAGAGAGAGAGAGAGAGAGAGAGAGAGAGAGAGAGAGAGAGAGAGAGAGAGAGAGAGAGAGAGAGAGAGAGAGAGAGAAAA